Cotesia glomerata is the source of this 933-nucleotide messenger RNA. RefSeq names its product cytochrome c oxidase assembly factor 7 homolog (gene Coa7). The transcript is spliced from 3 exons. Gene Ontology annotation, cellular component: mitochondrial intermembrane space. Lineage: Eukaryota; Metazoa; Arthropoda; Insecta; Hymenoptera; Braconidae. Bases 119 to 823 code for a protein of 234 amino acids. The record is from RefSeq and is a predicted model, not a curated record. Gene Ontology annotation, molecular function: protein binding.
CUAGUUUCUAGUUAGUUAUGAAUUUAGCUGCAACCCACGAGAGUUGUUGACAGAGAGGUUAUGUCCAAGAUUUAUAAAUAAUUAUUUAAUUAUUCAAUUUAAAAAAUCAUUAUUUAUUAUGGCAUUUAAUUUUAAAAACGCGGAAGACGUCGAGGCGUACUUGAAGAAUAUUUAUACCGAGUAUAGAUUCGGGUGUGAAAGUGAAAAAAAUCCAAAUGCUUGUCAUCUUCUGGGUGAUUAUUUAGAAGGUAUAACUCGAGAUUUUGAGCAAGCUGCUGAGACUUAUAAGAGUAAUUGCGAUGAGAGAAAUUGGCCGAGAAGUUGUGCUAAAUACGGCGGAUAUGUCGGUGUUGGUAGAGGUUGCGAGCAAAACAUGGAAGAGUGUUUCAAAUACAUGAGAAAAGGCUGCGAGCUGGGCGACGGAAUCGGGUGCGUAAAAGCGGGUCUAUUAGCAACAACCCCGAGAUAUAAAUUCCUGGAUAACCGAGCGGAGCAAGUAGCCCUGGGGAUGAAGAUGCUCUCAAAAGGGUGCUACCAGCACGACAGAGACGAAGGUUGCUUCUAUCUCUCCGGGAUUUUCCUGGGCGGUCUCAAGGACGACGUGGAGCCAAAUUUGACCGAAGCUUACAAAUUGUCGAUAAAGUCUUGCGAGGCGGGGAACCCUUACGCGUGUGCUAAUCUCUCGCAGAUGCACGCGCGAGGCGAAGGCGCCGAAAAAAACGCAUCUCUUGCAGAGUUGUUCAAAGAACGGGCGCUCGUGCUUCACGAAGAGCUUAAAAAAGUUCAAAAGCAAAUCGAGUUCGGGCAAGGUAUCGAUGUGUAAAUAAAUCUGUAUUAUAUUUAAUUGUAGAAUUUAAUUUUUAAAUAUUAUUUAAUUAAUAUUUAAUGUUUUGCUAGUUUGUCAAUAAAUAUUUUUAACAAUCAUUGUAAAUA